AGUAGCGGCCAUUUGGAUUGGCUUUAGGUGUGUUUGUGGAAUGAGAGGCCUGGGAUCGCUGUGGAGGGACAGUUGUGGUGAAUGGAUCCAGAAGGUCGAAAGUCGUUCUUCUCUCUGCACAGACGUAACUCUGCAGCUCUUUAACGGCGCCCGCGGCUCUUAACCCAGCUACCCCUCGUGGUCCCAUGGCGGCCUCCGCUCUGAGGUUCCCGGUUCAGGGCACAGUGACUUUUGAAGACGUGGCUGUGAACUUUACCCAGGAGGAAUGGAAUCUCCUUAGUGAGGCUCAGAGAUGCCUGUACCGUGAUGUGAUGCUGGAGAACCUGGCACUUAUAUCCUCCCUGGGUUGUUGGUGUGGAGUGGAAGAUGAGGAGGCACCUUCUAAGCAGAGUAUAUAUAUACAAAGAGAGACUCAGGUCAGGAUUCCUAUGGCAGGUGUGUCUCUUAAGAAGGUCCACCCCUGUGAGAUGUGUGGCCCUAUCUUAGGAGACAUUCUGCACGUGGGAGAUCAUCAGGGAACACAUCACAAGCAGAAACUGCACAGCUGUGAGGCCUGGGGGAAUAAAUUGUGUGACAGUGGAAACUUUCAUCAACACCACAAUGAGUACAUUGGAGAGAAACCCUACAGAGGCAGUGUUAAGGAAGCGUUUGUGAAGAGGUGUAAGUUCCAUGUGUCAGAGGAGUCAUCUGUCUUCAGUCAGAGUGGGAAAGACUUUUUGCCCAGGUCAGGAUUACUCCAGAAAGAGGCCAUUCACAUUGGGGAGAAGUCAAACAGAAAAACCGAGUGUGUGUCUCCCUUUCAUGGGGGAAAAACUCAUUACAGCCGUGGAGGAUGCAUGAAACAUUUUAGCACCAAACAUAUACUCAGUCAGCACCAGAGACUGCUCUCUAGAGAAGAAUGUUAUGUGUGGUGUGAAUAUGGGAAAUCCUUUAGUAAAUACAAUAGCUUCAGUAAUCAUCAAGGAGUUCAUGCUAGAGAAAAACCUUAUACAUGUGAGAUAUGUGGGAAAUUAUUUAACAGUAAGUCCCACCUCCUUGUUCACCAGAGAAUUCACACUGGAGAGAAGCCAUAUGAAUGUGACGUUUGUCGGAAAUUUUUUAGGCACAAGUACCACCUCAUUGCACACCAGAGAGUUCACACUGGAGAAAGGCCAUAUGAAUGCAGUGAUUGUGGGAAGGCAUUUACCCACAGCUCUACAUUCCGUGUUCAUAAGAGAGUUCACACUGGUCAGAAGCCUUAUGAGUGCAGUGAAUGUGGGAAAUCUUUUGCUGAAAGCUCCAGUCUCACUAAACACAGGAGAGUUCACACUGGAGAAAAGCCUUACGGGUGUAGUGAAUGUGAAAAAAAAUUUAGACAAAUCUCUUCACUUCGUCAUCAUCAGAGAGUUCACAAAAGAAAGGCCUUAUGAGUGCAGUGAGUCCAGUCUCAGUAAAUACAGGAGAGUACACACCUGAGUAAGAUCUUGUGAUUGCAGCAAAUGUGGAAAAUGUUUACCCGAAGGUCUGCUCUCCUUGGACAUUGGAGAGUUCACACUAGAGAAGAGUCCUUGUAAGUAAAAUAAAUUCGGGCAGUUUUGUAGCCACAUCUCUGUAUUCCUUCAGGAUUAUAUUUAACACUGAAUGAAGGCCUUACUAGUGUGACAAAUAUAGGAUAUUUAUCCAGAAGUCUGGCUUCAUAACUCACAGGAGAGCUGUCGUGGGAAGAUUGCUUGAACCUGGUAGGCAGAGGUUGCAGUGAGCCGAGAUCGCAACACUGUAGUUCAGCCUGGGUGACAGAGACCCUGUCUCUGUCUAAAAUAAAGAUAUAAAUGAUGUCCAAUAAAGUAUGCAUAUUUGAGCUGUAGGAUAAGUCUUGAAUGUCUUGAAUUUUCUUUUCUUUUUUUUUUGGAGAGAGAGUCUCCCUCUGUCGCCCAGGCUGGAGUACAGUGGUGUGAUUGCAGCUCAUUGGAAGCUCCGCCUCCUGGGUUCACGCCAUUCUGCGUCAGCCUCCCAAGUAGGUGGGACUACAGGCACCUGCCACCAUGCCCGGCUAAUUUUUCUGUAUUUUUAGUAGAGACGGGGUUUCACCCUGUUAGCCAGGAUGUUCUCGAUCUCCUGACCUUGCGAUCUGCCCGCCUCGGUCUCCCAAAGUUCUGCAAUUACAGGCGUGAGCCACUGCUCCUGGCUUGAAUUUUCUUAUAAUCCCAUGAAAUCAUCAUCAGAGUCACAAUAAUGAAUUUAAUCUGUCACCUUUGUAUUUACAUGAAAGCUUUAUAAAGUUUUUCUCUCUGCUCUCCAGACAACCAUUGAUUUACUCUGCUUUAUAUUUCCUGGAAUUUUCUGACUGAUGUAAUAAAGUGUUUCCUCUUAUAA
This is a messenger RNA of Chlorocebus sabaeus (green monkey), 2352 nucleotides long. It is a transcript of the gene ZNF552, whose product is annotated as zinc finger protein 552. NCBI's taxonomy places the organism in Eukaryota, Metazoa, Chordata, Mammalia, Primates, Cercopithecidae. Gene Ontology annotation, molecular function: RNA polymerase II cis-regulatory region sequence-specific DNA binding; DNA-binding transcription factor activity, RNA polymerase II-specific. The record is from RefSeq and is a predicted model, not a curated record. Gene Ontology annotation, biological process: regulation of transcription by RNA polymerase II.